GAAGAAGGAAUCCUACUCCAAUAAGGAGUUGGAAAUUCUCUUUGAGUUCUAUUCAAACAAGGAGAUAGAAAUUUUGUUUAUUCCUUCCUAAGUUUGGAAUCCUACUGCAUUAAGGAAUAGUCAAGUCAAUUCCUACUAGGAAGUGCUUGAACUGAUCUCUUCGUUUUAAUUUGUUUAGAUUUUUUGGAGUUAGAUUGCUGCAAAAUAACUUGAAUUGAACUUGUUUAGUUUAAUAACGAACUGAAAAAGGAAAGUUGAGUGAGGGGAAAAAGAAAGAGGUGUGAGCAACACUUGAGAGAAAAGCCAAGUUCUACAGUGUGUAAAACACGAGCGCUGAGUGCCAUUCUGUGAGAGAGUGGAGUGAAACACGUAAGGGAGUGUUGUGAGGUCCUUUUUAUUCUUCUGUUUCUAACAUUUGUUGCAUGUUUCAAUCAUGUCAAGUGGUGAUGACAAAUCAACCACUAGAAGCCACCAUGUGGAUGAAUCCUUCAUGCUCAAAGCAAUGCAACAACAAUUUCAGAGGCUGGACAUCAUGUUUGAUGGAUUCAACAAUGAUGCCUGGAACUCAAAUUUCUGCAUGGACAGAAUUAUGAGAGGUAGAGGGGGCCAAAGAGAGCAAAAUCUGACAAGGUGGGGAGAUCGGCAAGAUCGUGACUUAGGUAGCAUCAAGAUGAAGAUUCCUCUAUUUCAGGGCAAGAAUGAUCUAGAUGUGUAUUUGGAGUGGGAAAAGAAGGUGGAAUUGGUGUUUGAUUGCCAUAACUAUUCUGAGGAGAAAAAUGUGAAACUAGCAGUGGUGGAAUUUACUGAUUAUACUGUGGUGUGGUGGGAUCAGCUUGUGCUUAGUCGACGUAGAAAUCGAGAGCAUCCUGUUGACACUUGGGAAAAGAUGAAAGCUGUGAUGAGAAAACGAUUUGUUCCUAGUCACUACUACCGUGAUCUCUAUCAACAAUUGCAGGGCCUUACUCAAGGGUCCAAAAGCGUUGAGGAUUAUCACAAAGAGAUGGAAAUCACAAUGGUUAGAGCGAAUGUAGAAGAGGACAGAGAAGCAACUAUGGCACAGUUUCUGCAUGGCUUAAAUCGUGAUAUAGCUAAUGUGGUGGAGCUACAGCAUUAUGUGGAAUUAGAAGAUAUGGUGCAUAUGGCAAUGAAAGUAGAACGGCAGAAACCGAGACAUCAAGUGUUUUUGAUGCUUGGGAAGGGGGCAUGCUGCAUCACGAUGAUCUUGCGAGAAGAUGGAGAAAUUGAAACCGAGGGUGAAUCUGAUGAUGAAUCUAUGCCACCAUUAGAAGAUGCUAAUGAUGGUGUGGAAUAUGCUGUUGAUGGAGAAUUGCUCAUCACCAGUUGUACUAAUGUAGCUAGCACUCUUUUAGUUGAAAAGCUUAAUUUACCUAUGAUGAAGCAUUCAAGGCCAUAUAAGCUGCAAUGGUUAAACAAUUGUGGAGAAAUCAAGCCUAUGUUUGUGCUUCUGUAUAAAGAUGCUUAUUUCAACACUAACAAACUUAAUGAUUCUUUGCCUAGUGUUGUUAAAUCUCGUGCAACAAUUCCGAACCGAACAGCAUAUCGAAGCAACCCCAAUGAGACAAAAGAACUUCAAAAGCAGGUUGAAGAACUCAUGAAGAAGGGACAUGUGAGAGAAAGCAUGAGUCCAUGUGCAGUUCCAGUGCUACUUGUGCCUAAGAAGGAUGGGACUUGGCGUAUGUGCGUUGAUUGUCGCGCUGUCAACAAAAUCACUGUAAAGUAUCGUCACCCUAUUCCUAGAUUAGAUGACAUGUUAGCUGAACUGCAUGGUUCUUGCAUAUUCGCUAAAAUUGAUUUAAAGAGUGGGCAUCAUCAGAUUAGGAUGAAUGAAGGUGAUGAAUGGAAAACAGCCUUUAAAACGAAACAUGGUUUAUAUGAGUGUAAGAGUUUAACCGAUCAUAUUGAGCAUUUUGCAAAUGGUGAUGGUCAAACAAAAGUGGUUAGUAGGACGUUGUCAACCUUAUUGCAAUCUAUUAUUCAGAAUAACUUGAAGAAUUGGGAAGAGUGUUUGCCGCACGUUGAAUUUGCUUAUAACCGGAGCAACCAUUCAGCAACUAACUGUUCACCAUUUGAGGUUGCAUAUGGUUUUAAUCCACUCACUCCUUUGGAUUUAUUGCCAUUACCUAUUGACGAACAAGCUAGUUUGGAUGAGAAAAAGAAAGCUGAAAUGGUUAAGCAGCUACAUGAGAGGCCAAGAGGCGAUGGACCAUUUCAAGUGAUUGCAAGGAUAAACGACAAUGCAUACAAGUUGGAGAUUCCUGGUGAUGAUUUGAGGACAAAUCCUUUUGAGGAGAGAGGGAAUGAUGGGAAUCAAGAUGACCCCACAUGUACCGCGUCAAGAGAUCCAUUACACAUUCUAGGAGGUCUAGUCACGAGAGUUAGAGCUAGGAAGAUGCAAGAAGCUUUAAAUGGACUUAUUGAGUAGAUUCGGGUUGAUAACAACAUGCAAGAAGUAAAUUGAAGCUUGGAUGAUUAUCAAGGCAUGAUAAACAUCAUUCAGGUUCAAGAGAACCUUAAUUGAGGUCAUUUAUGCUAAAUUACACAGUUUGCGUCAAUCUUGCAAUUCUGUCGCAAUUUGUAACAAACUGAUGUUUCAUGU
This is a messenger RNA of Rubroshorea leprosula, 2617 nucleotides long. The record is from the annotation of a GenBank genome assembly. NCBI's taxonomy places the organism in Eukaryota, Viridiplantae, Streptophyta, Magnoliopsida, Malvales, Dipterocarpaceae.